AUGGCUAAUCACCAAUAUCAACAGUUUCUCUUACUGCUGUUACUGAUAACUUUGUCAUCGAUGAGCAAUGAUGUAGCUUUUGCAGCUCGUCAACUUGUUGAGGAGACACCCUCGCCGGCGGUGCCAGAACUUCCAAAGCCUGAAUUCCCACCUAUACCCACUAUCCCCACCAAUAUCCCUAAACCUGAAUUCCCACCUUUCCCAACUUUCCCAAAGCCUGAAUUGCCGCCUGUGCCUGAGCUUCCUAGUCUGCCUAAGCCUGAACUUCCACCACUUCCCAAGGCCGAGUUGCCACCUCUUCCACAUUUUCCGACGUUGCCAAAACUACCUGAACUGCCCAAGGACAUACCCAUCCCUUCCCUCUCCCCACCCUCCUAUUCAACCACUAGCCCUUAA
This is a messenger RNA of Nelumbo nucifera (sacred lotus), 396 nucleotides long. NCBI's taxonomy places the organism in Eukaryota, Viridiplantae, Streptophyta, Magnoliopsida, Proteales, Nelumbonaceae. The record is from RefSeq and is a predicted model, not a curated record.